AUGCAAGUUAUUAUUGCGUGCAUGCAAAAAGAGCAAGCAAUCCACGUAGGUCUCAUUAGAACCCAGUGGUCGUGCUGCUGCCUAAGGUUGCUUGUCAACAACUGGAGUUACCUAGAUGAAAUUAAGAGGUCAGCAGCCACAAAUGCCAGCACAGAGCUGCCCAAGGCAAGGCACACCCUGCAGUCUGCGUUGCUUGCAACUCCCUUAGGGAGCAGUUUGGUGGAAUGCAGUCACAAGGUGGCGAAGGCAUGUGUGCCUUGCCUGAGCGCUACCUGUGUCGAGCUAAGAGAAUGUGCGAGCGAGCAGCCGCGCGGGGCAGUGCUAAUGUGGCUGUUUCUUGGUUGCAGCGGCUGUGCUCGCGAGCCAACAGGCCGCCGCUGUUGCCGCGACGGUCAUCAAUCCGUACCCACCAAAGUGAAGUGCGCCUCGUGUAUACGUGUGUGA
Molecule: messenger RNA, 444 nt
Organism: Gryllus bimaculatus (two-spotted cricket)
Lineage: Eukaryota; Metazoa; Arthropoda; Insecta; Orthoptera; Gryllidae
Source: the annotation of a GenBank genome assembly